UGGCAUCCUUGUCCAUCACAUGAUGCCCGACUCGUCAGCUGCCGCCUGCUAAAAAUUUCAGUUAUUAUAUUCAUGGGCGUUUGUGCCUAACUCGGCCUGCGGAUUUGACCGAAAAUGGGCAACUGCUGUGACAGUUGCUGCGGCGACGACGCUAACUCUCAGUCGGGCGAAGUCACCGAGCGCAGUCGGCUUCUCGAAGACCCCGUGAGCAAUAAUACGAACAUCCAUAGGGUGCACAGUGACGAUUUUCUCGCCCGAUAUCCUAACUCGGUGCCAAAAAACUCGGAUGAGCAAUCGGCGCUGAACAGGAUCCUUCAGGAAACAGCAUCGAAUGUAAUUGAUGUAGCUGCUUUGGAUUCGCACACCUUGGAGCAACAUGAGUACCAGGACAGAGUGAGCCAUUACAACCAGCGCCUCAAUGGCCUGGCCGUGAUGCAAAGGUGGCGUUCACCUCCAACCAAAGUCUGUCUUCUUGCAGACCUUCCUGCACCUGAGAAGCUUCUCUCUACAGAAGGCAUUUUACCUAAUGAUAUGCAAAUGAUGAAUUACUUCAUGGACAAGGCAAGUGAAGCCAUGUGCAACAUCAAGGUGGAACACAAAGAGGACUUGGUGGUGCCGUUCCGUAUACCCUGAGGGGCUCUCUAAAGAGGCCUUUCUGUGAUAAACAAGAAUGCUGAACACUUGCUCGUGCCAUUCAAGGAACAAAUUUGUGAUUUCUAGCAAAUUUUUGUUCUCCUCUCUGCUGCACCAUGGAAGACUUUUUUUUUUUAUCAAAUUAUCAUUUUAAAUUUUGAUCACACUAUGCUGCUGCUUAUAUCAAUAAUAAUGUGUUCCUGUCAGAUGAGUUUGUUAUGUCCUCAUGUGAAGUGUUGUUUUGUUUAGGAAAUAUUAUUUGAUUGCUAUUUUCCUCUAGCUCCUUGUGUUUGUGAAAUGAAUAUUGCUUGUCUCCAAAUAAUUCUGGUAUUAUCGGCAUAAUUAAUUAUUUAAGUUUGAAAAUUGUGAAUGGGCCUCCAUUCUUUAUUUUUGUUACGAGGAUUACAAAAUUGAUAAGAUCUGCUAUCCCAAUUUAUAAAUUAGUGUAAUCCAAAUUGUAAAAUUAAAAAAAAAUAUAUAUAAGUAUAUAUUCAUAAAAUAGAAAUUAUGAAUUUUCAAUGAA
Molecule: messenger RNA, 1156 nt
Organism: Neocloeon triangulifer
Lineage: Eukaryota; Metazoa; Arthropoda; Insecta; Ephemeroptera; Baetidae
Gene: Lamtor1
Product: ragulator complex protein LAMTOR1
Exons: 4
Coding region: 115-633 (172 amino acids)
Biological process (GO): regulation of receptor recycling; cellular response to amino acid stimulus; lysosome organization
Cellular component (GO): Ragulator complex; lysosome; late endosome membrane
Molecular function (GO): guanyl-nucleotide exchange factor activity; molecular adaptor activity
Source: RefSeq, a predicted model, not a curated record